AUGGAGAAAGCCGUGUUGGCUUCUCAGAAGUUUUUGAAAGGACUGAAGUCCUUACCAACUUUCGAUGAUGUGAAGCAAAAGCAGAAGUUGCAUUUGGAGGCAACUUUGGCGAAAUGUUUGACAUUUAGCACGGAAUCUGCCACUUCAAUCAUGUCAGUUUUGGAUUCUGACAUAUGGACAGAGUCAGAGCUGCAACAUUUCAAGCUGAUUAUCUCUGAGAAAACGACCCACGAGGUCAAUACUCGGAGGUCGUAUCAAGAUUUUGUGAACUUGCCAUAUUAUCUCACACCUGCGUGGUGGAACUACUUGCAGACUGCGCGUCAGCCAGAAGAAUGUUUGCAGGCAUUGAGCAAGCUCAGUGCCAAGUUGGGAUUGCGUUGCCCGAGCGAGGCAACAUAUGGCACCAUCGUGUAUUUGGCUUGCUUUUUAUUUCGACCGAAUCAGACUGAGAAGGGUCCUGCCCGGCAUCAUCCUGGUUGGCUGAGCGCCGCGUUUCCAGAAGGCUGCGAGCCGAAUCUUCUUCCUGGCAUGAACAUGGAGGACAUCACACAUGCAAUUCAGCAAUUACGUUUGCGAAGGGGGAAGAGUAUUGAUGCCGACCUUGGGAAUUCUCUGCGGGAGAAUCCGGAUGGGAAUUGGCGCGCCAUGGGUGAAUUCAUGGCUGGAUUGAUGUCUAAGAAAGUUGCUGGUGACGCGGAAACUCGUUCGGUAUCAUCCGGCAGCUGUGGGGAUGUGGCCCGUAGUGUGCCAUUGUUGGCUUUGAUGGAUGGCACGGUAGAUGAGCCUGCGCGGCCAAGUGAUAUGAAAGGCGAGGUCAUGGCUGCGUUGCCAAAGAAGUCAUCGCAUGAGGAUCCCGCUGCGGUGAUGGAAGGGGAGCUGGAUGAGAUGCGUCAAGCAUUGGCUGGGGUGCCAGGAUCUAUGAAGCGCCCAAGUGGCAAGAAAGAGGCCAAGAAAGAAGCGAAGGCUGCGAGCCAAAAGGGAAAGCCAAAAGUUGUCGGCUUGAAGAGGCCUGCGAGCAGUAAGGCAAAGCCGGUUCCAGCUGCGAGCUCGUCCGGAAAAUCACUGAAGCGUCCAGCGGCUGCCCAGCAGGAUAGCGGUGAUGAUUAUCGGAAACGGCUCUUGGCUACGGACCUGGACGUGGCGCACAUGGCUGAGGAUGAAAGUGGAAGUUAUACGGAUGGCGACGACGAUGAAGAAGAUGUGCCUGCGGGGCCGCCGAAUGCUGAUGGAGCUGCACUGGCUGCGCCCAAGGCAGCACCAGCGUCAUUGUUGCCUGCGGGCAAUCCAGGCGAUGAGCGUCGCUGCGAGCGGGGCAGUGGAUCAGAGAAGUCUCAGUCGCCAGCGCGCCCGCGCAGCAGUGGCCGUGGUCGCUCAGCGCGGCGUGCUGGGGAGCGAGCCGCGCGCUCGGAGGCGCCAGCCUUUAUUCCCCCGCCACCGCCUCCUUUCCGCGGGAAGGGAAAGGGGAAGCAGAAAGGCAGAUCGCCCAGACGCUACUGUGAGCAUUGUUGGAAUCCCGUGGGGGAGCAUGCGAGCUCUAUGGAGCAACAUCAAUACUGGAACCUAGAGUGUCUCGUAUGGCAGCGAUAUGGCGAUGGCUCGAAGAUGUCUUGGAAAGAAGCUCAAGAAGGAGCGCAAAGGCAAAAGGAACGGAGGGAACGGCGAAUUGCUGAGCAGGCGGCACUGCGUGCGGCGCAGCCGCCGCCGGAGCCAGCAGUGCCUCCUUCGAAAGAAUCCAAGAAGCCAAAGGAAGAUCAGACUGAGAAGAAGAAGAGAAAGAAAAAGAAGCGCGCGACGCCUUCGCCCAGUCCCAAGAAGCACAAGAAGGACAAGAAAGAUAAGAAGGAUGGCUCUGGGGACUCUCACGAGGAGCCCGACAAGAAGAAGCACAGGUGUGAGUUGAUUCCGCAAGAGGAGCCGUGGGUUCUGGCGCCCAUGCCUGUGCGGCGGCGCAAAAAGGGUCCGGAGGAGAGUGUGGAAUCCGUCGAUGCGGCGCCACCACCUCCCCCUCCGCCACCUUUGCCAGCACCUGUCGACUGCGCGUCGUCUGAUAGCAUAUCUCCAACCAGGCGCCCACGAGGCUCAGAAGCACACAAGGAAGAACGCAAGCGUGUGCGUAAGGAUGUGCCAGGCUUGGAUGAAGCACUCCCAGAUGGCCCAACCUUUGGGAAAGGUGGGAAGGGCCAUGGCCGAGAUGCACGUGAGAAGUGCGAAUUCUGUUGGAAACCGGUUUCACACUUCAAGAGUAGCCAAGAGCAGCACCGUUGGUUCAAUGCUCGCUGUCUGCGUUGGCAGCGUUACCUGCGUGGAGACUGCACCUGGACACACGCUGGUCACUAUGCCAAGGCAUUGUUGGCUGCGCGCCAUGAAGAAGCUGAUCUCGACCUGCGCAUCCAGACUGGGAAGGACACACUGCCGCAUGACUCGGGGAAAAUGGAUUCUCGUGUAAAAGAGAAAGCAAAGAAGAAAAGGCGCGCGCCGCCUUUGGUCCCUAGUCCGGACUCUCCCCAACGUGACCGACGUCGUCGUUCACCACCUUCGUCUGACCACGGGUCGGAUCAUGGUCGCACUUGCAAGGAGUUGGCGGCAUUUCAGGUCGCGAUGGCACGUGCGACUGAAGAUGCUAGGGAGCAUCCGAGCGAUGCCUGGGACACUGUGAUGCAAGGGCUGCGCAUAGCUGCGUGCUAUGCGGAUAGCGUGGAAGACGCUGCCACAGAAGAAGAUGUUGUAGCCUUGCAUAGGCUCCAUGUCUUGCUACAGGUUAGCCGUAAUGAGCCUGCGAGGCUGAAGAGGCAUCCCAAGUAUGAAGAUCAGUUGCUGGUGAGGUGCCACGUGCCUGUCUCAGGAGAUGGCUGGGAGCGCUGCAUUCGUCACGGUGGAGUCUUGGCAGGUGAACUCAGGAGGGCAAGGCUUUACUUAUCCAUUCUGUCAUGGGCGCUCACUGGUACGUCUGCGCGACGUCGAGAUCAGUGCUGGGUAAAACUCGGCUGCUACUUCCUGAAAAAGGCAGAACGGGAAUUGCGUCAACGCUUCCAAGCUCUCACUGGCCGCGAGCCGAUCGCAGGUUUUAGCUCCGAAACUAUCCUUCGCUCCUACGGUUUCUCUUGCCGCAGUGACUGUAUAUCGAUGGCAAUGGUGGAGGCUGCUGACGAGGCCACUCAUGCCUGCAAGGCCUGUGGGUACAAGUACUCGCUGAGUGCGGGCAGAGUGCAUGGGAGACACUUCCUUUGCCAGGGCUGUCACAACGUGCAAAACACGAUCAGGCGAAACUUGGGGGAUACGGAAGAUGUGCAGAAUUUUUCUGCAGACGACUCCAUGGCUUUCUUCCGUUCCUUGCGGGAUGCCGAGCAAAGCGAGGCAAAGUCUGCCAAAGCGGAUGCCAAGGCUGCCAAGCAGGAAGCUGCAACGACAAAGAAGACCUUGCAACAGAACGAACGCCUGGCAAGCACGGCGGCAAAGGCACUGGGACCUUUGACCUCUGUUGAAACGUCCUUGCAGAAAUGCGUCGCCAAGGCGGAGGAGGCAGAAGAUCAUGAUGCUGCUGCGUUGGAGAUGUGCAAGGAAAACUUGGCCAAAGCCAUGAAGUGGCGUGAGUCUGCUCGCGAGGCAGUCAAUCGCCAGCAGGUGCUCCGUGCGUCGGAGGAACAGAAGGAGAAGGCAGAGUCCUUGACGCCAUUGCCGUUUGAUGGAGAAGAACUCAAAAUCUUUCAGAAACAAAGCUGCGAAGCUGCGAAAGCCCUGAAGCAGAGCGUGCCAAAGAAAGCGGCGAAGGCCAAGGCAGAGCCAAAAAGGAAAGCGACUGAGGCUGAGGCAGAAGAGAAGCCGAAGCGCGCCCGUGGCAAGACCACGCCAAAGAAGAAGACCGCUUGCCACUAUCAAGAAUUCUUACGGAUGCUCUUCAACGCCGCGUGCCAGAAGAUGUGGAAGAUUGAACAAAUCUACCCACUACGCGUGGGAACGAAAUGGAUUUCACCGUGCGUGAAACGCCGGCAAAGGCUGAUGAUCACCUCACUGCGAGUGAGGCUGAACGCCAGCGCUUGCCGCUGGGUGAGCCACGGGCUCCACCAGCAACCCGAGCGGGCAUAUGCUAACGCGCAGUUAAUGUCCAGCGGAACAAGCUGCGAGCUUAUCUGCGAAAUCUUGCAAAUUGUGACCUUGACGCAACAGGAUUGUCGUGAAAUUGUCGCUUUGCUGCGGAAUGCGGAUUCCAGCAAGACAUGCACCAAAAACAAGGAAGUCUAUUUAGAUGCAUUGCCUUGCUUGAAGGAACUGCGGGUUCCUCUCACAGACGGCGGUCACAUGGCUGUUCCUUGCAUGUCUCUCGUGGGCUUGCUGCAAAAGAAAGUUGACUCGUGUCCUCUGUUUGCAGAAUCGUUGCGGCGUGUGGUUGCGCGCGACGCAACGCGUGUCCGAUUAGCCAUCUAUUGCGAUGACGCACAAGGUGGCAAUGUCAUGGCGGCAAAAGCCACCAUGAAAGCCUCUCUCAUCUAUGCCAUCUUCCUGGAUUUUCCAAUUCUUCAUCUCGAAAAUCUUUGGUUAACCUUGGCCGUGGUGAAGGCACGAGAUGUUGCCCGUUGUAAAGGCGGUCUGGCCGCAGUGAUGACGGAGCUCUUCUGCGCUUAUAAAGCUGAGUUGGAGAAUGGGCUUGCAAUCGAAAUCACCAAAGGACGCGCAGAAGGAAUUCCAAAUCAUCUCGACAUUGCAAGCACCGAGCAUCAGCAAUUCAAAAGCAUGACGCAGAGCAUGCUCAACGAAAUUGCCCGUAUCUUUUCAGAACAGCCCACAAGAAAGAAGCUAGAAGAAUGUGAGAAGAUGCUUGGAUGGAACUGGUCGAUUCUGCGGGAAAGUCCUUUGUUGUGUGAAAGCCUGCGCGGCUUCCUAGAUAUCGAAAACAUCUGCUACGAUGCGAUGCAUCACUACUGCUCCAACGGUAUCAUAGCCCAAGAGCUGGGAGCGUGGUUUUCGCAGUUGAAACAGUCGAACAUUGCAUUAGACGCUGUGCGCCGCAACGUGCUGUUGGGGUGGACAGUCGUGGAUGAGGCUCCAUCUCCUGCGCUGCUUUUCGAUGAGAAGCUUUGGCGCGAGGACUCUGAUUACAGAGGCGACGCGUCUGAGACUUUGGCUGCGCUGCCGCUGUGCGUCUCGUAUGGGGAACAAAUCUUGCGAGGAUGUUGCCCAGAACUGCAUCCAGCCCUCAAUAGUCUGCGGGACUUGCAAAGCGUCGUUGUAUGCUUGAAAAAAGUGAAACGAAAGCCAGCUGCCCGCGGGGCGCUUCGCAACCUACAAAUUCAACACAUGAAGAGCUUCGAUCUGGCAUAUCCCGGUCAACAGAGGCCAAAGUUGCACUAUGCGCUCCACCUCACAGAACAAGUUGACCAGCACAAACUCCUGCUGGACGCGUUCACCUGUGAACGCAAGCAUCGCGCAUACAAGAAACUUUGUGCUAACAAAACCCUUCAACCAGGAAGAGGAACACUAGCAAAGACCGCACUCCUGACCUUAACAGAGCACGGCCUCAAUCAACCGUUGAGUGCGGAAUUGCUAGACACGACAUUGCUUGGCAACCCAGAGAGGAACCACAUCAUGGCCGCUGCCAUGAACGUCAAAGGGCCCGUGUGGCUCGGCAUAG
Cladocopium goreaui is the source of this 5626-nucleotide messenger RNA. The record is from the annotation of a GenBank genome assembly. NCBI's taxonomy places the organism in Eukaryota, Dinophyceae, Suessiales, Symbiodiniaceae.